This is a messenger RNA of Daucus carota subsp. sativus, 1855 nucleotides long. RefSeq names its product F-box protein SKIP22. NCBI's taxonomy places the organism in Eukaryota, Viridiplantae, Streptophyta, Magnoliopsida, Apiales, Apiaceae. The record is from RefSeq and is a predicted model, not a curated record. Bases 157 to 1725 code for a protein of 522 amino acids. Gene Ontology annotation, molecular function: protein binding. The transcript has a single exon.
AAAGAAUUUCAUGACGCAUUGUCCAGUGGCACCAAGUAUUCUCUGUUUCUUUUCGCGUACUCCAAAUUAACGUACACACAUUUGGGCAUCGACACAAAUAUAUCUUCAUCCUCAGAAUCCAAACCCUAGCCCUUAAAAUAUCUAAUUUGAUUCACAAUGAAGCUGAGGCUCAGAUCAAUUGAAACAAAUCAAACCCUUAAACUUGAAAUCCCCAAUUCUUCUUCUCUUUUAGAUCUUAAACAAGCCCUUUGUUUGCAGAUCAAUUCAUCUUCUGAUGCAAUACAUCUCUCUUUAAAUCGUAAAGAAGAGCUUCUUGGGGAAUCUUCCCAACAAACCCUUCAAUCCCUUGGAGUUAUAUCAGGUGAUCUCCUCUUUUUUUCUGUUAAUUCAAGUUUUUCUUCUGACCCGACCCGACCCAGUAGUGAAAAUAUUCAAGAUUCCGUUAAUUUUUCGGUUGUAGAGUCUGAUAGGGUUGAUAAUAUGAAAGAUGAAAGUGUUAAUUUGAAUACCCAUGAAGGGAAUUGUGUUAAUUUGGAUGGUGAUGAAAAGCUUGUUGAUUCAGAAACCCUAGGAAAAUUAGAUGAUAAGAAUGAGGGAGAUUUGGAUUCGGGGGAUACCCGGAUGGGGGAAAAUGCGGAGUUUAUGGAAAUUGAUGAUGAGGGGCUUUAUUUUGAUGUUGGGAAGUCAUUGUCUGUUCCGGGUUUUUUGAGGAAAGUGUUUACAGAGGAAUUAGGAAAUGAUGGUGGUGAUCAUCAUAAGUUAUUGGUGAUUGCAGUUCAUGCAGUUUUAUUGGAGUCUGGAUUUGUUUGUUAUGAUCAUGUUACCAAUUUGGUGAUUAAGGGUUUUAAAUUUCCUGAGAAGUGGCCGUCUUCUGCGUUUGUGAUGUCUAUGAGGUACACUUUGCCUGAGAUUGUGACUCGUGAUGGUUUUAAAGUUGAUGGAGUUAAGACAGUUGUAUUGAAGUUUCAGAGCUUGGGAAAAUUCUUUAAGGUUUAUGGAUCACUUUCUAUGGGUUCUGGGACGCAUUGUGUGUGCAUCAAUGAAGAUCAGUUAGUGCCGUUCUUGAAUCUUAUAUGGGCGAAUUGUGGGUCUGUGAGUGAAACUAAUGUGAACGGUGGAGUUCUCUUUACUGACCCUGCUCGUGAAGUUUUUGCAUUUUGGAGAACUGUGAAGGAUAAACUUGCGUUGCCCCUAUUGAUUGAUUUGUGUGAGAAGGCUGGUUUGGAACUUCCACCAUGCUUCAGCCGACUUCCAACUGAUCUUAAGCUUCAGAUAUUGGCAUGUCUCCCUGGUGUGGAUGUAGCAAAGGUUGGAUGUACAUGUUCUGAGUUAAGGUACUUAAGCUCAAGUGAUGAUUUGUGGAAGCAGAAGUUUGUGGAACAAUAUGGAGAUGCCGAACCAUCUGAGGGAGAGGCCCUUUGGAAAGAGAAGUUUGCCAAGGCUUCCGAGAAGCGAAAAAGGAGGAGAAUAGCUGCUAGUACUUCUUUAAUGAGGAGGGAUCGUCAUCCCUUCCCAGGUGUGAUCCCUGGUCCGUUUCCAGGACAGUUUCCUGGUUCAUUUCCGGGACAAUUUCCAGGUUCGUUUCCGGGUCGAAUCCCUGGCAUUCUUGGUGGAGAUCAUGACAUGUUACCUGCCAGUAUCUUUAGGCCCCUGCUUCUACCUGAGCGAGGAAAUCCUAGGUUUAGGAAUUUGUUGCCCCACUGUAAUAUGGGAGAACUUGGUUGACUAGCCUGGCAACUCGACUGAAUUAUGUUUCAGGAAUAUGUUAAUAGUUCAAUACUACCUAAGUUGUAUUAAAACUGUUUAUUUUUUCUCUUUAAUAUAUUAAAACUGUUCUGUUUGCAGUUUUGUGCUA